Molecule: messenger RNA, 1159 nt
Organism: Panicum virgatum (switchgrass)
Lineage: Eukaryota; Viridiplantae; Streptophyta; Magnoliopsida; Poales; Poaceae
Product: protein TPX2-like
Exons: 7
Coding region: 141-734 (197 amino acids)
Biological process (GO): mitotic spindle assembly; regulation of mitotic spindle organization; activation of protein kinase activity
Cellular component (GO): mitotic spindle; nuclear microtubule
Molecular function (GO): protein kinase activator activity; microtubule binding
Source: RefSeq, a predicted model, not a curated record
AUAUAGUACACGGCUUUGCACGGCCGGAUGCAUAGCCGCUGUGCCAUCUAUAGCUCUAUAAAUUGGUGAAACUAUUGGUCACCCCAUAUCAAGUGAUCAUUCGCACUUGCAACCUUGCAUUGCAUUACUAGUAGAGAGAGAUGGCCAGAGAAAUGGAGAAGGCAAGGAAGGCCACUACUUCCCCUAAGAUCUCAACGAUGAAUGCUGGUCCAAAGAGCCCAGUAAGGAAUGGAGGAGGUAAUUCUCCGCCUCAUAAGAAGAACACCUCUGAGCCACGAGGACGGAAAAAUGAGCAGCAAAUCGUUCGGAAAGGAGGUCAAGACCAUGAUGAGGGCAAACGCCGAUCUCCAACUUCACAAACCUCGCCCAAGAGAUCACCAAGACUCGAUCAACCCCUGAGCUACUGUAGGCUUCAUACUGAGGAGAGAGCAAUAAGGCGAGCCGGUUACAAUUAUCAGGUUGCGAGCAAGAUAAAUACACAGCAAAUCAUUCGGAGAUUUGAAGAGAAGUUAGCACAGUUGAUGGAGGAGCGCGAAAUAAAGCUGAUGAGGAAGGAGAUGGUUCCUAAGGCCCAGCUCAUGCCAGCGUUUGACAAACCAUUCCACCCACAAAGGUCUACUAGGCCGCUGACAGUCCCAAAGGAGCCGAGCUUCCUGAAGCUGAAAUGCUGCAUCGGCGGAGAGUUCCAUCGCCAUUUUUGCUUCAACGGGUCAUCAGCCAAGGCCAUCAAGUAGAGUAGUAGUCCAUCUGCAUGCGCCUACAACCACAAGAUUGAUCAAGUAUUUUUGCCGUUGCACAAUGAACAUACAUACGUUUUCCAAUCGACAUACAUGCAUAUAUACGACAGAACUGGUUGCUGAUCGAUGUAAAUUUCCCCGGCCUUAGUAGCUUGCCCCUUUAACUUUUUCUCCCCUUUAUCUUUUGUAUAUUUCCUGUCAUCUUUUUUCUUUUCUUUUCUUUUCUUUUCUUUUCUUCCUCCUCUUCUUCUUUUAUUUUGUCCUCCUCGAUGUGAUCCACACUGAAAGCUAGGUAGGAACGAAACCAUGCAUGCAAAAGGGGCCAUCCGAGAUGAUCCGGACGAUGCCCUGCAUGCGCCAUGUACGCCCUGUCGAUCUGAUGGCAGUAAUAAAGCAAGGUUGCAUACAGAGUGCCAUGAUAU